AUGGUUGAGGAUUCAAGAGUUAGAGACGCUAAAAGAAAUGGUGAAGAACGUGCAUUACCUGCAUCUUUAGUUCCAGAAGCACCACCUGUGCUGACAUCUCGUGAUAAGAACACCAAAAGACUAAUAGUCGUAUUGUCAGAGGCCUCUUUAGAGACACAUAAGCUUUCUUCGGGACCCGGAGGUGAUAAAUAUGCAUUAUUGAAUUGUGACGAUCAUCAAGGUAUCUUGAAAAAAAUGGGUAGAGAUAUUAGUGAAGCAAGACCGGAUAUUACUCAUCAAUGUUUAUUAACAUUGUUAGAUUCUCCAAUUAAUAAAGCUGGUAAAUUACAAGUUUAUAUCCAUACAAGUCGUGGUGUCUUAGUUGAAGUGAAUCCAUCAGUACGUAUACCUAGAACUUUUAAAAGAUUCUCUGGGUUAAUGGUACAAUUAUUGCAUAAAUUAUCAAUCAGAUCAGUAAACUCAGAAGAAAAACUUUUGAAAGUUAUUAAAAAUCCAAUUACAGAUCAUUUACCAACAAAAUGUCGCAAAGUAACAUUAUCAUUUGACUCUCCAGUAGUUCGUGUGCAAGACUAUAUUAAUAAAUUAGAUGAUGAUGAAUCUGUUUGUGUAUUCGUUGGUGCAAUGGCUCGUGGUAGAGAUAAUUUUGCUGACGAAUUUGUUGAUGAAAAGAUUGGUUUAUCUAAUUAUCCAUUAUCAGCAUCUGUUGCGUGUUCAAAAUUCUGUCAUGGUGCAGAAGAUGCAUGGGGGAUUCUAUAA
Molecule: messenger RNA, 756 nt
Organism: Maudiozyma saulgeensis
Lineage: Eukaryota; Fungi; Ascomycota; Saccharomycetes; Saccharomycetales; Saccharomycetaceae
Source: the annotation of a GenBank genome assembly